AUCUGAUUAGGUGACGGGCUCCAUUCUCCGCUACCCUGCCCUGGUUCCAUCACAUUCGGAAAGUGUUCACCAAGGGAAAACUACCCAGGACCUCAUGGGGGCAGCUUCGCCCUGUGUCUGGACUGCGGUGUGGGCGCCUCACAGAUAGUCUAGUAACAGUGAUAGCUAUAGGGAUAGCAGAUCCGAAACUCCUGGACUUUACGUUUUCUUCCCAGUUCAGCGGUGGUGCAGUGUCCUCUACAUCCACGCGCCUUUCCCAAUGCACUCCGCCGCCGCCGCUUAAUUAAUACUGUGUUAAGUGUUGCACUUGAUUGUCUCCGCAGCCAGUUCCAGCCUCCUGGAACAGCCAUGACUCCAGCUUUGUAUGUGCCAGAUGCACAGCGCUGCCCAAGCAGAGCUGCUAUCUGAAUUCUCCAUGGAUGUGGCAAGGAGCAAUGCAUGCUAGGGGUGCCGCUGGAACAGUGUCGAUCAAGAGAAAUAUGUAGGCGGAAGACCUGUUACCUCCCUCCAGCAUGGACUUCCUGGUUCUCUUCUUGCUCUACUUGGCCUUCUUAUUGAUUGGUGCUGUCAUGAUCUGCAUCUUCACAAAAAACCAGCGUUUGAAGGGCCUGGUCCUGGGAGGAGCACAGGUAUGCUCCUGUGUAAUCCCGCAGUGCCUUCAGAGGGCCGCGCAGAGGCUGCUUCAUCAGCUCUUCUACACACGCAACCCCGCCUUCGUUGCCUUGCACCUGCUCUUGCAAGGCCUGGUUUAUGCUGAGUACACCUGUGAGAUACUCGGCUACUGCCAGGAGCUGGGGUUCUCUCUGCCCUCCCUUCUCCUGCCCUAUGUGCUGCUGAGCGCGAACCUGGUCUUCUUCACCAUGACUUGUUCUGCCAAUCCUGGCACUAUCACUAAAGCCAAUGAGUCAUCGCUCCUGCAAGUCUAUGAAUUCGAUGACGUGAUGUUUCCAAAGAACUCGAGGUGCUCCACUUGUGACUUGAGGAAGCCAGCCCGGUCUAAGCACUGCCGACAAACCCGGCCGUACCACGCUCCUCUCUCUGCAGGGGUGUGUGACCGCUGUGUGCACCGUUUCGAUCAUCACUGCGUCUGGGUGAACAACUGCAUCGGGGCCUGGAACACCAGGUACUUCCUCAUCUACCUCUUGACACUGACUGCAUCGGCCGCCACCAUAGCCUGUGUGAGUGCUGCCUUUCUGGUCCGCCUAGUGGCAGUUUCGGAUCUGUACCAGGAAACUUACAUUGAUGACUUUGGGCGUUUGCAGUCUGUGGACACAGUCUUUCUUAUUCAGUACCUGUUCCUGACCUUUCCACGGAUCAUCUUCCUGCUGGGCUUUGUCAUGGUACUGAGCUUGCUCCUGAUUGGCUACCUGUGCUUCGCGCUGUACUUGGCUGCCACCAACCAGACCACAAACGAGUGGUGUAGAGGUGACUGGGCCUGGUGCCAGCACUGCCCUGUGAUGGCCUGGCCCCGAUCAGCUGAACCCCACAUCUACCAGAACAUUCACUCCCAUGGGGUUUGGAGCAACCUUCGAGAGAUCUUUCUACCUGCCACCCCCAGUUCUGAGAAAAAGGAGAAAUAGAAUG
This is a messenger RNA of Acomys russatus (golden spiny mouse), 1584 nucleotides long. RefSeq names its product zinc finger DHHC-type palmitoyltransferase 4 (gene Zdhhc4). Gene Ontology annotation, molecular function: protein-cysteine S-palmitoyltransferase activity. The transcript is spliced from 7 exons. The coding region runs from base 513 to 1580 and encodes 355 amino acids. Lineage: Eukaryota; Metazoa; Chordata; Mammalia; Rodentia; Muridae. The record is from RefSeq and is a predicted model, not a curated record. Gene Ontology annotation, biological process: peptidyl-L-cysteine S-palmitoylation; protein targeting to membrane. Gene Ontology annotation, cellular component: Golgi apparatus; endoplasmic reticulum.